Messenger RNA from Penicillium alfredii, 672 nucleotides. Its product is annotated as F1F0 ATP synthase subunit d. Gene Ontology annotation, biological process: proton motive force-driven ATP synthesis. The coding region runs from base 1 to 672 and encodes 223 amino acids. The record is from RefSeq and is a predicted model, not a curated record. Gene Ontology annotation, molecular function: proton transmembrane transporter activity. The transcript has 4 exons. NCBI's taxonomy places the organism in Eukaryota, Fungi, Ascomycota, Eurotiomycetes, Eurotiales, Aspergillaceae.
AUGUAUCGGUGGACACUCGGGUACCGGGCGGUCACGUGGCAUCCGCAUCCAAACCUUUCCGAGUCAACCCUCGCCCGGAACCUCCCCUGCACUUUGACCGUCUCCCCUCCUUUCUCUACCCACCAAGACUCUAUCCUCCCUCCCGUCACAAUGGCAGCUCGCAGCGCCGCUCUCAAGAUCGACUGGGCUAAGGUGUCGACCUCGCUCGGCCUCCGCGGCCAGACCGCGACCUCGCUCCAGUCCUUCAAGAAGCGCAACGAUGAAGCCCGCCGCAAGGUCCAGGUCCUGUCCGAGCAGCCUCAGGCCGUCGACUUCGCCCACUACCGCAGCGUCCUCAAGAACCAGGCCAUCGUCGACGAGAUCGAGAACCACUUCAAGAGCUUCAAGCCCGCCUCCUACGACGUCAGCCGCCAGCUGAAGGCCAUCGACGCCUUCGAGGCCCAGGCCGUCCAGAACGCCGAGCAGACCAAGGGCAAGGUUGAGUCCGAGCUGCAGAACCUGCAGAAGACCCUAGACAACAUCGAGACUGCCCGUCCCUUCGAGGACCUCACCGUGGACGAGGUUGCCUCCGCCCAGCCCGAGAUCGACGAGAAGACCGCCUCGCUGGUCUCCAAGGGCAAGUGGAUGCCCCCUGGCUACAAGGAGCGCUUCGGCGAUCUGUCCGCCGUCUAA